UACCUCUUUCAUCGAUCCGCCCACGGAGAGCCAGCUGUAUCCUUGAAUCACCACAGAAUCAUCUCUGAGAACAAUAUUUAGCUUUCUUGGAACGCCUUGGUAUUCUUAGUAUCCGGAAUUGCCGUCGCCGGGUACAUCACCGUAUUUUAAGUAUAUUACACGGCGCACCAUGUGCCGUGAUAUCAACCUGGUGAAGGGAUAGCACAAGCUGUUCCCUUCUGCCGCUGGGCCUCGCUUUUCAUCAGCCCAUCAUCAUGUGAAGCCAUCACUCAAGUAUAUAUACAGACGCGUGUGAUACUUCUAUUUCUCCCUGACAAGCCUCUCUUUCCGUCACCAAGCUCCUGCGUCUGGGUCUAUUUAUCCUCCUCGCCGGCUCGAGCUUUUCUUGACUGACGAUCUAUGUCUCAUACAUCCCCUACUACGUUCUUGGUCUGGCCCCUUUGCUCCUUCAUCCUGUUCUCAUUUUUGCUAUAUCAUCUAUGGUCCUUUGACAGAUUCAAAUGCCUCAGGUGGAAUAAUGGUCCUGACUCUGGAGCAUUCAAGCGUGUCAUGACAUACACCUACCUAAUGAGUGUACCACUGAUACUCAUAUUUGCGACUGGUUUCACGAUCAUCAAAUACCAAGAGGGAUACAUUUUGGAUCCUACUCACGGUGUUAUCCCAAAACCCUUCCAGUUAUGGAGCGAACUGGGUAGAAACUCGAUCUUCCCGCUUAUGCUUAUGUUCUCAAUCGGGUGGUCCUUGGAAAUGGUAACCCAUUUGGAAGAGCUAUGCUUUUGGCUUUUCCUCCUCAACGCGAAAUCGGGACAACAAGACUGGUUCCACAGUCCGUAUUUCAAAACUUGGGCCAUCGGAUCUGUCAUUGCUGUAACAUACAUGCCCCUGGUGACUAUACUCACAAGAAAUGAUGGUCUCAGGAGUGAAGCGUAUACGUUUUUGUCUGGAGGAAUAGGAAGCUUAUCUCUUACCAUUUGGUUUUCGCCGAUUCUAUGGUCUUUCAAGUCCUUUUUGAGCACCCUGAAGCAAGAGGGCGUCGAUAACUCGACUGUUAUUCGUCUCACGAAAUUUCAUGAACUUAAUAUGAUUCGGGUCCUCUUUCGCUACAUGUUCACGGUGCCCCUCGUGAUUCUCGGUGCUGAUGGCCUGACUCCACACACCGAGGUAAAUGAAAACGCCUUUGCCACAGACCUUCUGGCACUUUUAGCAGCUUUCGGAUGCGUUGUGUCGUCCGGUCUGACUCUUGUGAUCUUCUUCCCCCGGUCUAUCGAAGGCGAAAUUGCCACACGCGAAGCUGCAAAGAAGAUCAACCGCCAACAAGGCGAUAGCAACGAAAAUAUCCACCAGAGCCGUUCAAGCUACGCGCAAUCACUGACGUCGCAAAACCACCAGCUCAGCGGGACUUACCUACUUACUACGUCACCCACAAAACCCAACUUCACUAUACCGAACAGAGACUCCACUCUUUCAGUUGAAGAUGCUCAGAAAUCUCCUCAUUCCUUAGAAUCGGCUUCCAAUGCAUGGGACGAAUCGCCGACGUCGUUGCCCAAGCUCGAACCCAUGAGACCUAAUCGGCGAAGAGGAUCCGAAGUCGAGCUUGGCGGUAUUGACUAUGGAUUGACAGAAGCGAAUUUGUCAAAGCACAAUAUCACGACGUCAAGCCUGAAUCCCAUCGUCCAUACUUUCACGUCGCCGAUCGACAUGGUGUCCUCCCCACCAGGGCUAGGAGAUGCGCCAGACCCGAAGCUACCUAUUUUCAAGGACGGAGUCCCGGUUGACGUUCAAUAACCGAAACGGUUAAGACAUUUUGGGACAGUGUGUACAAGUAUGAUAUCUGGACCCACUUGGCCCAUAUCUUUGCGUCCACUCUAGUAUAUGC
Desarmillaria tabescens is the source of this 1876-nucleotide messenger RNA. RefSeq lists its product as uncharacterized. The record is from RefSeq and is a predicted model, not a curated record. Bases 400 to 1785 code for a protein of 461 amino acids. Lineage: Eukaryota; Fungi; Basidiomycota; Agaricomycetes; Agaricales; Physalacriaceae. The transcript is spliced from 15 exons.